Molecule: messenger RNA, 1158 nt
Organism: Salpingoeca rosetta
Lineage: Eukaryota; Choanoflagellata; Craspedida; Salpingoecidae
Exons: 9
Coding region: 1-1158 (385 amino acids)
Biological process (GO): stabilization of membrane potential; potassium ion transmembrane transport
Cellular component (GO): membrane
Molecular function (GO): potassium ion leak channel activity
Source: RefSeq, a predicted model, not a curated record
AUGCCGUGGGCACGGAGCCCUGCUGAGCUGGUGCAGCGUGCAUCCCCGGGCCUGCUCACCCGUGCCAUUGGCGAGUGCCGGGAGUAUGGCUGUCUUCGGUGGAUGACGGCAAACAAGCCUUUCCUCUUCCUCGUGCUGUACAUCGUGUGCUACCUCAUCGUGGGCGUGUUGACCUUCAUGAGCCUCGAGGACUGGACGUUCACGCAAUCCCUCUACUUCAACAUCAUCACCGUCACAACCAUUGGCUAUGGAGACCUGAGCCCCACCUCUGCCGAUUCCAGGGUCUUCUCGGUGUUCCACAUGACAUUUGGGCUGGUGCUCUUCACACUGGUGCUUGGCUCCCGCGUGCGCAGCGUUGAGGACCAGAACACCGUUCUACAAAGACAUCUGCGCGUGCAAGACAUGAUUGGCGGGCGCAAGGCUACCGGCUCCUCCUACAAGUUCUGGCAAGGCGUGUCGCGGCUGCUCUUCAUCUACGUCAUCAUGCUCAUGAUUGGGUCGCUGUACUUCUGCCUGGGUCUUGGCUACGAGUUCCACGAGGGCCUGUAUCUCGCCACCACCACGGGCACAUCUGUCGGUUAUGGCGACGUGUCGCCGAGCAUCACUGCCAACAGCCACCUCUCCUACGGCGGCAUGUGGUUCACCAUCUUCUACUCUGUCAUCUUCUUUCUCUUCACGGGCCAGCUGCUCGGCUGGGUCGCCUCCCAGCUCUUCUCGCUCGGCAUCCGAUAUGACGUGCAGUCGUCGCUGCGCGGGUCGCUCUCCCAGCGGCUCCUCGAAGCCCUCGACAAGAACAACGACCACGUCGUCGACAGGGCAGAGUGGAUGCAAGCCGUGCUGCUUGCCAACGACGUGUGCACACCAGAACUCAUUGAUCUCAUCAACAAGCGCUUCCAUGAACUCGACGCCGACCACAGCGGCGGCCUCACUAUCCGGGACCUCUCACCGGUUCUGCAAGAGGAUGAUGAAGCAGAGGCUGAGGCAGGCGACGGGCCCGGCUAUGGCGAGACAGAGCUGCGACACAACUUGGAACGCGUGUCGACAGCUGACACCAAGGCGCCAGUGUCCCCCUACACCCCCAACCCGGGCGAGACAAUUGAACAGCAGCCGCUCCCAGAUACACACGCGGAGCAAGAGCCAGAUGCGGAUGCAGAGUAG